Molecule: messenger RNA, 11278 nt
Organism: Acanthoscelides obtectus
Lineage: Eukaryota; Metazoa; Arthropoda; Insecta; Coleoptera; Chrysomelidae
Source: the annotation of a GenBank genome assembly
GCCCACUCUAUUAAACUGGAUGAUAAAAAUGCGUUUGCAAUGUUACCAUUUUCCGGUGAGGCCCAUGUUAACAUUCAUAUUGAAAAAGUCGAAAAGGCAACGUCGCUGAAUAUCUUCCCGACUCGUAGGAUGUCUGGCCUUGAAGAAAUCAGUGGUGCACAUAUGUUUCUAUGAAAGGGUUGAUACCUGGUGUAAGGUGUUUUUCUUGUAGUCUUUUUUUGAGUUGUGGAUCAUAUUUAAGAAAAAUAUCUCUCAAUAUCCAAGUAUUCUUGUGUGUUGGAGAAUUUAGCAGGAGAAGACAGUUACUCUCCAUAGAAGAAGCUUGGAACUUGCCCAUAUCAGCUGAGAUGUCAUCCAGGCAACAGCAAAAUCGCAACGGCAGUUCGCAGACAUUCCAGAAAACCUACCCCGCAUCUACCCCUCAAGGUCCUCCACCACCAUACCCAUCUCCAAAUGGUGGCAGUACCACCAAACGGUUCAAGACAGAGCCUGACAAGCUGCCAACUCAACCUUCAUUUACGAUGGCUCCCCAGCAACUCCAGUUGUUGCAAUACUUCCAACAGAAUGUCAAUAACCUGACGCCUUCGCAACAGAAUCUGAUGCAGCAUCUGCAGAAUCAGUACCGCUUGAUGCAGCAGCAAGCGAGGUCGCAGAGACCUCAACCCCAGGCAGCACCCGGUACGAGGUCUGGAACUACUCCUCCAGCUUACACAAACUUCAGUCAAAAUGGAUCGCCCUUAAAUACCCCAACAGGGACUGGGGAUAAACUCGUACAGCCUAGUCCUGUCGUGAACCCCAGAGAUUUUUUGUCUCCUGGUCAGCAUUCUGCCGAUAUCACAGCUGAUAAUUUGGAAGAGGACCUCAAAGAUUUGCUGUCUCAAAAGGAUCUGGCAGCCACUUUGGCCGAAGAUUUGCUGAAGCAUUUUGGCUCUGAAGGGGCUGAUGUUAAGGAAGAAACCGAUUGUUCUAAUUCCAAUGGCAAUAAUUCUUCACAGAAUACAAUUUCCUCAGGAUCAUUUUCGCCUUUAAAUAUCGAUUCUAAAACUGAAAUGCCGCCCGAAACAAGAAGGAAAGUAAAAUCUCCAACUCAGGAGAGUAUAUUGACUGUAAAAAAUGAACCACCUUGGGAUUUCGAAUCAUCUGUUGAGAAGAAAGCCAAAAUCGAAUAUAAUAUCGAUAUGGAUGCUCAGACGAUUCUAGGAUUAUGCAAGAAUGAAGCAGUAAACGGAGACAUAACGAGUAUCCUGCUUUCUGAUUCAUCACCGCCGCCAACACCCCCUGAUCCCCCAGCAAUAAAGUUGACUCAUCAACAGUUACUACCGCCCACACCUUCUGUGUAUCUUGACAACAAAAAACACGCCUUCAGUCCACAACUUCAGGAAUUCUGCCUGAAACAUCCCAUUGCUGUCGUAAGAGGUUUGGCAUCAGCCUUAAAGCUAGACCUAGGACUUUUCUCGACGAAAACGCUGGUGGAAGCAAAUCCAGAUCAUAGUGUCGAAGUGAGAACCCAGAUUCAACAGCCUUCUGACGAAAAUUGGGAUCCUCAGACAGGCAAAAAAGUUUGGGCAUGCAUCUCGCACAGAUCACAUACGACUAUAGCUCGGUACGCGCAGUACCAGGCAUCGAGCUUCAAAGAAAGCUUGAGGGAGGAACGCGAAAAAGCAGCUGGUGGACUUUCAGAUUCUGAUUCUAAGGAUUCUGUGCACAACAUAACUGGGAGUGGAGGGAAUGUUGGUGGUGGAGGUGGUAAAAGGAGGAAACUGAAUCUGAACGUGCCACCUGUCAAUCCCAAAAAUGGAAAAGAGCACAAGACUCUGAAAUUUGGAACAAACGUAGAUCUGUCAGAUGAACGGAAAUGGAGGCCGCAGUUGCAAGAACUUAUGAAAUUACCAGCCUUUGCAAGAGUUGUCUCAGCCGCUAAUAUGUUGUCCCAUGUUGGUCAUGUAAUUUUAGGGAUGAAUACUGUUCAACUUUACAUGAAGGUUCCAGGCAGUAGGACCCCAGGCCAUCAGGAAAACAAUAAUUUUUGCUCAAUCAACAUCAACAUUGGCCCCGGUGAUUGUGAGUGGUUUGCAGUACCUGAUGCAUACUGGGGUGCCAUCUCGCACCUUUGCGAGAAAAAUCAAAUCAACUACUUGCAUGGUUCUUGGUGGCCUGUACUCGAGGAUCUCUAUAAUGCUAACAUACCAGUGUAUAGAUUCCUUCAAAGGCCUGGAGACUUGGUAUGGGUCAACGCAGGAUGCGUGCACUGGGUCCAAGCAGUUGGAUGGUGUAACAAUAUUGCGUGGAACGUCGGGCCUUUGACGGCUCGACAAUAUUCACUGGCAAUCGAUAGAUAUGAGUGGAACAAGUUGCAGAGUUUCAAGUCAAUUGUGCCGAUGCUUCAUCUGUCUUGGAACUUGGCACGAAACAUCAAAGUCUCAGACAAGAAGCUUUUUGAAUUGAUCAAAAAUUGCUUAUUGAAGACUCUGAUCAAAUGCUGUCGGAUCCUGGAAUUCGUAAAACAGAAAGGCGUUGAGGUAAAGUUCCAUGGACGAGGAAAAAAUGAAGCAUCACAUUAUUGUGGACAAUGCGAGAUCGAGGUAUUCAACAUCCUGUUCAUACGGGAGCAAGAGAAGCGCCAUGUAGUUCACUGCCUGGAUUGUGCUCGUAAACAGUCUAUAAACCUCGACGGGUUCGUUUGCCUUGAAGAGUAUAAAAUGCAAGAGCUUUGUGACGUGUACAACAACUUCGUAUUGUACAGUAAUGUGAACACGCCUCCUGAUCAAUUUAGACUUGUUUAAAAUCUCAAAGUUCGAUUUUUUAAUUUUGAGGCAACUGAAGUAGAUGCCGAUCGACAUUUAUGUUUUUAUACGGGAGUUCUUCAAUACUCACGCGUAAUUCUCAAGGAUUUGUGGUGGUAUAAGGAACUAAAUCAUUUUAUGAAUCCGAUUAUUGUGAUUUUUUUUUUAUUUUUGUUGUAAUUUUCCUGUCGUUUCGCGGCCAUUAUAUUUUUGAAAGAAAAUAAUUGAUGAAUCGAGAAUUCAGUAGUGUUCUUUAGUUGUCUAUUAUUAUAAUUAGCAUCAUACUUCCCAUUGCUAGAAAGUGACGUUGUAAGACUCUUAACAUAUCAUGAAGUGGUAAUUUUAUAAUAGAUGUAUCAUUUUUAAAUGAAUUUAGAGUAUCUAGAUGCGUCUUAGUGCUGAAAAAUUGACGUAUAGUUUUUCAAUUUUCUCGAAAAAAAAUGCGUGAAUAUUUCAGGCUGUAAUUGUAAAUUUGAGGAAGCUAUUUUCGCUUUUUAUUCAUCAUCUUGCUGCUAAUAGGUGUGAUGGACAAAGCACUUGUGAUUCCCAUUUUUUGCUGUAAUUACGCUGACUUUCUACAUAUUCAUUAUUUAUUUAUUUAUUUUGUUACCUACUUAUAUUUAUUCAUUUAUUUAUUAGAUUCAAUUGUAUUUUAUGUAAUUCUUAAUCACUAUUUUUACACACCUAUACACGCUGUUAGAGUAAUUUUACAGUAUUUUAUAUGGGAAUGAUUUUUGCUCAAGGAAUAUCGAUUUGUCAAUUUGGCUUUUUUUUAAUUCUUCACAAUAGUAUACGGUAGGGUGUCUCAAUAAGAAGCAAAAACUUAAAAAAUAUACACUAUUUCUAAUCCUAAUUGUAACAGAUGAAAAAAUCAACAAAUUUGAGGAUCUUAUAUAUUGGUAUUAAAGAAAUACUGAAAUAUUAAACCAUAUCUGCCUAUGACAGAAUUGUCUUUCAUGUAUAAGACCAUCUAUUUUUUGCUAUUUCAAUUAGGAAUCUAAAUAGUUUAUUUGUAUUUUAUCCUUGAAUGGAUGGAAAAAUCAGUUCAAUGUGCUAGUACAGAUUAUGUAAUUCUUUCUCUAAUACCAACUGUUUUAACUAUUCUACGCUGUGAUAUAUUUCGUUUAAUUAUAUUUUAUGUUUGUAGAUAUUCGUGAAUCUGAAACUACAAGCGCAUGUACUGAGAAUUCUAUCCAUAUUUGUUUAAUAUUGUUGUAUUUUUUUUAAAAAUAUCCCAACAUCAAUGAAACGAAAUGAUUCGACGCGAUUAUAUAUUUUAUUUCGUAAUAGUCAUAGUUGCGAUCAUUGCAAGACAUCUUUUGCAUAAGUACCGAAAUCUAUUUCAGUUGGCUCAUAUUCAGUUGUCAGUAUUUGCUAAUAUCUAUUGUCAUGUUUCCAACUUGAACUCCUAACUUUAUAGUAUGUACAGUUUUACCCUAAGAGCCUGAAGCGUGUAUCCCUCACCGGUUUUUGUGGGCUAAAUAAAACAUUGCAGUUAAGAAUAACUUUCCCAAAGUCUGAAUUGUGACAAUAGAUAUUCACACAUAUGGAAAAAAAUUGAUAGCUAGGACGAGUCAGCCUCCACUGCCACAUGUAACUGAUGUACAACGUAAUAUUAAAAUGCUUGUUAAAUAGCUUAAAGUGUCGUGAUAAAUUUAUUUCUUAUUAUGUACAUAUUGUUUUGUUCCAUGGUUCGUAUCGAUUAGAUGGAUAGGCUUACUUUAGCACGGGCGUUAAAUGCUACAUCUAAGUGGUUUAUAAAUUUAUAUGAUGGACUGUACUUUCCAGAAUCAAUAACUGGCCAUGUACACAGUUCACUCGCGAGACUUGAAAAAUGAAAGUGAACACAAUUAUAUGUAAAUAUAUUAUUUUUUGUUAAUCAGCAAGCGCACGUUGAUGAUUUACACAAGAUAACAGGUCAUUCUAAAUGACGUCAGAGAAAAGUUUUUGUGUGUACAUAUAGGCUGAUUCAAAAGUCUUAAAAUCGCAAGAUAUUCCGGAAUAUGCAACGGCUAUUUAGUGGCUUGUUUGUUUGUUUAUUUUAGCCAGGUAGAUACAUGGCACGUCAAAAGUAGAAAAUAGGUAUAGAUGAUGAAUAUAGUUUAAUUUAUAGAUGAACAACAAUUGUACACACGUACAAAUUUCAAUACUUUAAACGUCCAACAAUAAAAACACAUUGAAUUUGACGUUGAUCAUGACCUUUAAGGUCAAAUCAAAGUCAAGGCAGUGUUUUUGAAUGGACCUUAUACUUCUGACUCUGCAAAAGGGUAGAGCCGAAAAUUUUACGUUCAGGUGUGAACCUGGAUAAAAAAAUUAGCUUGACCUUGACGUUCUGGUCUUGAAGACGAAUCAGUGCGAAUUCCAAAGUCAGGGGCAACAUGACCUUGAGAGUUGUAUCAAGGUAAUCACAAUUUUCACAAAAUUUCCGCUAUAUUUCCAUCUUGAAAAGUGCAGGGUACUAGAAACAAGUCUUCGAGAGCAUGGUCAAUAUCAGUUUUAAUGUCACCAUUGAGAAGCAAAAAAAAUUGAAAUUGCGCUGACCUUGACCAGGACGUUCAAGAUUAAAUUAGUCUUCCCGCAGGGCCAUGUCUAAACGUCUAAUUUUCCCAUCUAUUCAUUUAAAUAUCAAAUUCAAGGUCAUCCCUGAAUAGCAAGGUAAAAAUCCUAAAUGUCUAAUACUUUACUUUCACUGUAUGCGGGUUUUCUUUUGUAAUAAUGUCGUGAAUCAUCUGGAAACAUUAUACUCGUAUAUUUUUACGCCUGGUCGUUCUUUCACGCGCACAAGCGCCUGUCUCAAAUUUUUUCAUGCGCGAAAAUCGUGUGUAUGGUCAGCUAAUGUCAUAACUUCAACACUGACAUGACGUUUUGGCCACAAUGGUAGCCAAACAUACCAUACCUAUCAUUCACGGAUGAGGUCGACCUGGUGUCAAUGUGUACGACAAAGAUAGAAAGAAAGUAAUGGUACUUGGAAUAUUUGCUCUCACAUGAGCCCAGCUAUUUCCACAGUACCUACGUGAGCGAAAUGGAGAAAAACAUCUCAUGAAAUUAUUGAUCAUAAUCAAAUAAUUGCGAGUUAAAGAUGCCAACAAAAAGGUAUAGAAGCAAAGAAGCGGCCGCUUUUCAUUCAUAUAUUGCUGUUUAGUCAUGUAGUGUAUACGAAAGGCUUCACAAAUGUCGGGUGAGAUAUUUGAUUAAGAAAAAAGAAAAUAAUAUAAUGGAAACAAAUCCUUAAUUUUCUUGUUCAUGUUACAAAAACAUAUAGGAACGACAAUAAAAACAAAUUGCCUGCAAGAGAAAAAGUGGUCAAUAUUAUAAAAACAUUGAUCGAUCAGAAACCUUCUCAAAUUUCCUUUGAAAGACUUCACAUUUGUUUCAGACUUGACCUUAUCUGAUAAAUUAUUGAAAAUUUUUAAUACCAAAUAAUUGUAAUUAACUUUUUAUUCAUUACUAGAACAACUACAACGGGAAGAUCAGGAAUGUUACAAAAACUUUCUUCGCUACUGAUGCAAAUCGCUCGAUUCAGCCCUUCGUUUGUUGUGAGACAUGAGGAUGCACAUUGUCGUGGUGCAAUCUUACGCUUUGCAGAGUUUCCCCCUACGAUAAUUUUGGAUUGCCCAUGUCAACUUUUUCAGAAGCCUCGGGAAUUUUAACCGCCUGUUCCCAGAUCGUGAAACGCCGAUCUUCGAGCAAGAUUUCCUCAAUCUUCGCCAUAACUUCCUCGGAGAUUGACGGUCUCCCGCUUGAAUGAUUAUACACGUUUCCCAUAUACUCAACUGGCGAUAAAUUUGUGUGGGUGAUAAAUUAUUUGCGUACAAAACUCGGAUGACAGCAUGAAUUUCGCACCUGUCGGCGACGGCGAUGAAGGGCUCCAUUGCGCAUGGCUGUCAGGCCGGUACUGAGAGUCGCCAUUAUGCGCUUCUUGUUAGGAUUGGUGAUGCCAGAUUCCGCCAAGCAUCACGCGCGACGAAGUUACAGCGCUGGUAACCUUAUUUUUGAAACAACCCUCGUAAGUGUUGAACACUUCUCUCUCGUACACAUUGAAACUCGGCAGACCUCAACCGUAAAUGAUUCGCACUGUAUGUAGUUUCAUUUAGCGGCCUGACAAACAUGGAGGAUUAUGAGCUUGACUACAACAUGAUAAAUUGAGGCUUGAUUUACAAAAACAACAUAUGUCCAAAAUACAAACUUUUCAGGAAACAGAAAAAAACGAUUUAUUUCAAAACUAAUAAUUUUCUUGAAUACUUUUUUAUUAAUUACUGUUAAUAAUAGCUUAAAAAAUAUGCUGUUCACUAAAAACAUAUGUGUGCUUAAGUAAUCAGAAACAUCCUUUUUUGUACUAGAUGGUGUCACUAACUUAAUUUCGUUAAAUUUGGACUCAAUUUCAGAUAUUACAUUAAAGCUAUAGAUGUUUCAAGAAAGUUAAUGGGGUCAACUAUCAAAGUUUCUAUACCACUGUUCUUUGAAUCAUGAAAACUGUGUAUGUACAUAUGUGUUAUGCUGUUCGCGGAGAUACAAUCUUCUUUUUCAAUGUCGGAAUUAUAACAUGUAUCUCAGUUAGGAAAAAUGUUAGGGUCCAUGUUUGUAGGAUUUUUUUUUUGUUACUUUUGAAUGUACUCUCCUGUUUUUUGAAAAAAUACUUAUUUGAACCAUUGAAAUUGUGCAUUCGAAUACGUUUUCAGUUGUGUUUCUAGGUUUUAUAGAGAACAAUUUUAGUUAUAUUUCACAUAUAUUCCUCUUUUUCAUAUCAAUUUUAUCAUCAGAUAUUUUAGCGCCUGUGCUACUGAUUACACCCAGAAACAGUGAUCUCAUACAUUAUUAGUUUAUUGUAAAUAACUUACGAAAAAUAAUAAAUAUAUUUAUACGAUAUAUUUAUUCUAGUGAGAAGUUGAGAGAAUGUAGCUAUGUGACAAUUCUCAAGCAGUUUCAAGGUGCCAUUCAGAUGGACGUAGCGUGAACAUGGAUAUAAAAAGCAUAAUAUACUUGUUUUCAAUACCUUCAGCAUUCGACGCUUGUUUGGGCCUGCUAUGAACUUCUUGGCCUGUGUAUUUCAAAAGUUCGAACUCUAUUAUUUUGUAAAACUAACGUAGUGAUUUAAUCUAUUAUGUUGAUUGCUCAAUUUUCGAACUUUAUUCUCAAUGUCAUUUUCCCAUAUUUCAUCCUUCAAUCAUACCUCAUAUUUUAACUCAGUUGGCUUUGAAUUAAGUGUGAUUCAGGAAAUACUGCUCGGCCUUUUUAGGACUGCACACAUCUUUUAAGCAAAAGAAAUUUUACCAUUUUUAAAGCUAACCUGCGAACGACGACGCGACCUCGAUGGUUUUAACGUUUGCACUAAUUUAUUUUAGAUUAUUCGUUUGUUUCUGUCUCAGAAUGUCAUGACAUAGCACGCUUCAAAUGUCUAAAUAAGACAAGUGGUUAAAAAGCACAGUAUUUCUUGAAUUCUUCAUAUUUCAAAGACGUAUAAUUGAAGUACGUCUUUUUUCAUAUACGUAUAUGUAUCAUGUAUACAAAGCGCAAAAAUAAAUUUCCAAGUAAAAUAUCUUGAAAUCGUAUCAUAUUGAUUCAUUUAACAUAACUAUUCAUAGUUUGAAUUACUCUCUUUACCCAGUUGUAUCUGGAAAUUGUAAUUUAAACAUAUUUUUCAUCAUAUCUCGCCAUAACGAUAAGAUAUGCAGGUUUCGCCAUUUUAUAGGAUUUUUUAUGCUCCUUCCGAGCAAUAUUACGUAAAAAAGUACACCGUUGUAUUUGAAAUUUUCGAAAGAACUAAAAAAACAGUGACAUGCAUAAAACGCUAUCUGGUGAUGAUAAAGUGAACUAAUUUGACAUUCAACCCUUCCCUCUCCGUAAACGAAGAAUAUGAAAAAAUGAUAUUGGGAAAAAAGUUCGAAUAUUUAGCAGUAGAGUUAUAUAAUCAUUAUGCAUUUUUGCAAACUAAUGGCGUUUGGUUUUUUUAGAUUGAAAAUAUGCCCUCAGAAUUCAUUUUAGGAAGCUGAAGCUUUCUGUCGUUCAGGCAUGCUAAUUUCUAUCAUCGGUUCGGAGCCUACGAAACAGCCAAAAUUUUAGUUUUAAUAUGUUGUGUUCUUCAGAGUGGCACCUUUUUCAUCUUAUCAAUUUUGUAUUUUGUAUUGUUCACACUGCCGUGAAUAAGAUCAGUCCUUAUAGUAUAUUCUUUUCUUGUUUUUCGAUGGAAUAUGGAAGAAAAUAGCUAUAACGUAUCACGUAGACAUUCUUUAAUAUUUCCGAAACACCAGAACGAUUUCUGAAUUACUGUAAGACGAUAUCUGAUCAGUAGUAAUAUUAGAUUUAGAACUGUAGUCGUCAUGCCUAAAAAACUCUGAAAUUUGUAUUGAUAACAUACUAUAAAACCAUUUCUUGAGAUAAGGGGCUACGUGGAUUAAAUCUGACAGGUGUAACUACAAUGAAAAAUGGGUAUAUUUUUACAGUUCAAAAAACUGAAGAAACACUUUGUGCCGAUGUAAUUUGUUUACGAUUAAUUUACGUAUUGACAUUUUCAGGGUUUUGUAGGAUUGGUUGAGUUCUUCAGUUGUAAGUUUAGAUCAUACAUUAAUGCAUUAUUAUUUUGUAUGCUUACAGGGUAAACAGGCAUAUGGUUCAUAUUUCAAAUAACUUUUUUCUAGUCGUUGUUUGGGUAUGAUUCCAGAAAAUUCAGAUUUGGCCUUUAUCUGAGAUAUUUGAUAUGUUAACGGAAUUUCUGGAUACGUACAUACAUCAAAAGGCAAAAAGCAGGUCAACCAAACAUUUUUUCAUAAGAAAAACUGCAAGGCAUGUUAUCUUCGAUUUUAUUCUCUGUUAAGUUCAUUAAGAACAUGGAAUGGGGAUCUGCAUAAAACCUGCAAUUGGGGAUGCACCACAAGCCUCACAACCUUAGUGGCAAGUAACAGGUGAUUUUAAGGUACUUUUUUCAAAACACAAAAUUAAAUGCAAUCAACUUCAUCGGGUUAUCCUUAUUGUAGGGAAGUAUUGUGUGGUAUGCGAAAUUCGUUAUCGCGCUUUGACAACACAUCAGAUUCUGACUGAAAUUCAGGUCUAUGAUCUUCGCUUACAUUUGGUUCCAACAAGACGGCGCGGCAUUUACGAGGUUCCUGUACAUUCUUGAAAAAAAUUUUGAGGUGCAAAAAAUCGCGGAUGGUGACGGAGAGUAUAUCGAAUCUUUUGGCUUCUAACUCCCAGUAACUCUACAUACCUAUUAGUUAUUUCACGCAUAGAUUUUCCCUCUAGAUUAAGAAUGAUAGAAAUAUUUUCAAUACCUGCAUCGAGCGCAACGAAAAUAGUAUUUGAACCUGUCUCGAGUUGGUUGCUUACAAGAUAUACUCAGCAAGGUAAUCACUGUGAUCGGACGUUAUAGGAUGGUUGCUAGGUCACAAACAUUUCUAGAUCGCUACAUUGUCUAAUGGGUGGAGACUGAUAACUAACUAUAUGGGCCUAUUUUACUGAUUUGAUCCAUGCAAUUUUUUUGAUUCACAUAUUCCUAGUUGGCUUUCCUCUAAGAGAGGCUAACUUGGCCGAGCAUAACCUCUUAUGAACUGAUGACAUUGUCAGAGCCAACCUUUAUGGCGCUAUUGGGAAGAGUACCUCUAAAUGAAUCCCCUAUCACAUGUGAACUGAAUCCUAACCCAUUUAACUGCAUUUCCGUGUAAAUUCUGGUUGGCCUCGCUACAAUAGUCGAUUCAAUACAGUUUAUGUUGCUUACUCUGCAUUGAAACGUUGUUUUUGAUACAUCACAAGUCCUUAAUGACUUUGCUCAGGUCGGAAAGUGCGAACUCGAAUUUUGACUGGCUCAAUGCUAUAAUUUUGAUUUAGUAAUGUCAAAAUUAGCAGAAAGCGGAUUCUGAUUUCCUUAAAGCUUAAAGUAUACAGUCGAGUUGAUUAAAAUUCCGGUUCAACUUCAAACAGCUAUAGUUUCUUUGCAUUAAGCAAACAUGCAGGUUGUUACUGCCAUUUUGUGAUAAAAUACUGCCCGAAAAAAUGCAACCGAAAUUCUGUUUAUAUACAGAGUGUCUCCUAAACAUGAGUCAACAUUUGAGGAUAUAUAUUCCUUGCCUUCUUCUGUCUAUGAAUUUCGUAAAACCUCUUUGUUUUCAUAUCCGAAAAUGCGUUCAGGCCUUGUAUAUUCAUAAAGCGGCUUUGUCUUAAUAAUUCUUUGAAUUUUUGCUCCGUGUUUAGGGAAGAGCCUGUAUACAGCACCUGGAAAAUCAGUGCCUUCCUCUGUAACUGUCAAAAGCUAUAUUGUGCAGAAAAAAAUAUUUUUUUGCAUUCAAGACCAAAAUUGACAUAGUCUACACUACACGAUGUAAAUAUAGCGAGUAUUAGUUAAAAUUUCAGAUCUAGCUCAAUUUUUCUAUCUAAUGUAUCAUAGCAUUUAUUAACCCAUUUUAUGUGUUUUAUAUUCAUGAGAAGUCUGAUUGAAAAUUUUGUGUAUAGAUUUAAUCUGUAUUUCUAGGUAUGAGUUGUAUUUAUAUUUACAUGAAUAAAAGCGU